AUGCUGCUGCGAUGCCAGCGCCGCGCGCGACAGUCUGCAACUUCUCCCUCGACGCGACGACGUUCCGAUGAUAGCAACAGCAGACAUAAUGAAGCGGGGAAAUGCCAGCGUUCGCUGUUACCGAAACCCUUGAAAGACGCGGUUGAUACAGACUCACACAGGGCGGGCACAGCGGUGCGUAAUCCGCUGAGUUCUGAACCUAUCGCGCCGACGCAGCCCCUCCGCUUGAAUCCCGCGCAAUCCGCAGCCUUCGCUGAAAUUCAGAAGGCACUGGCAUCACACACUACGGAAUUCAUCUCGGACAACGAAACUAAACAUCCGUUGACUUUUUUACUACACGGGGUAACCGGGAGUGGGAAAACUGAAGUCUACAUGCAGGCGAUGGCAGAAGUUCUUGAGAAUGGGAAGUCUGUCAUUGCUUUGGUCCCAGAGAUUUCGCUCACACCGCAGACGGCUUCGCGAUUUGUGGGGCGAUUUGGAGAUCGCGUCGCGUUGCUGCAUAGCCGAUUGAGUGAUGGCGAACGCUAUGACCAGUGGCAUCGCAUCCAAAAAGGGGAAGCCGAUAUUGUUAUCGGACCGCGUUCUGCUAUUUUUGCCCCCGUCCAAAAACUUGGGAUGCUGAUUAUAGACGAGGAGCAUUCGGAUUCCUAUAAAUCGGAGACUGCCCCGCGCUACCAUGCACGGGAAGUCGCACAGAAACGGAGCGACCUCGCAAACUGCCUCGUUCUGCUGGGAAGUGCUACACCGUCGCUUGAAAGUUUCCAUCAGGGCGCGAAACGGGAGUUAUCGGCUCCUAAACCUCCCCGACCGUGUUUUUGA
Geodia barretti is the source of this 819-nucleotide messenger RNA. Lineage: Eukaryota; Metazoa; Porifera; Demospongiae; Tetractinellida; Geodiidae. The record is from the annotation of a GenBank genome assembly.